This is a messenger RNA of Cryptomeria japonica (Japanese cedar), 1565 nucleotides long. RefSeq names its product 2-oxoglutarate-dependent dioxygenase 21, chloroplastic. NCBI's taxonomy places the organism in Eukaryota, Viridiplantae, Streptophyta, Pinopsida, Cupressales, Cupressaceae. The transcript is spliced from 3 exons. The record is from RefSeq and is a predicted model, not a curated record. Bases 249 to 1319 code for a protein of 356 amino acids.
GUAUAAGAAGGAAGAAUUAGAUGACAUUCAUGAGCACACCAGACAAAUGCUAGAACCUUGAUCACCAAGUAAAAUCCCAAUUCCCCAUUAUUCUUUAUUGUCGUCUCUGCUCGCAUAUUUUAUUACCAUUUAAUCCUGCACAAGCCAACCAUGACUGUUGAUGGAUUAUAUUAUGCCGAUUGAAUCAUAUUGAUGGAUUAUAUCAUGCUGAUUCAAUCAUAUUUGUGCAAAGUCUUCGUUCAAUAAUCAUGUCUGGGGCUCCUCCUCCAUCCCCACGAGCCAACAAUUCCUCUGCAAAUGGAAACAAUGAUGAAUUCAAUGAUUAUUUGGAGAAAUUGGGGAGAUCUCUGAGUGGUAUAAAUUUGGGUCUGCCCUCCAAGAAGAUGAAUACUAAUGACUGCAAUCUUUCUAUGAUUGACAUGUUGGGAGAAAGAGAUCAAGUGGUGAAGAAAUUAGCAGAGGCUGCUAAGGAAUUCGGGUGUUUUCAGGUGAUCAAUCAUGGGGUCUCUUUACAGACUGUGGCCAGAGCAGAAGAAGAAAGCAAUCGAUUGUUUCAGCUGCCUCUGCAGAAAAAGGAGGAAAUAUCUGGGGGCCUUGGAUCUCCUUUUGGGUUUGAUGAUGAUGGCAGUGAUGACAGUAAGAAAGAAUGGUUUUUUCUGCAGACAGGCUCACACCAUAUUCAAGACUUUCUCAGAGAUAUCUGGCCCGAAGGCUGUGUUGAUUUCAGUUGCGCCAUGGGAGAGUACUGUGAUGCAUUGCAGAGAGUGGAAGGGGAGAUCCUGGAGCUUCUAUUGGAGGGCUUGGGGGGCGAAUGGGGAAAAGAUGAGAGAACCCAUUUCUUAGCAGAGGUUGAAUCCAAUGAUUCUUCGGUACUGUGCAUCACUAAUCACAAGGGAUUCUGUCAUUCAGAAGACCAAGAUCGAAUCAGACUUGCGCUUCCCUUCAUCCUCUGUUUGCAGUAUCAAACCAGCGCCUCCUUUGCUGCCCAACUCUUCCUCCACAACACCUGGGUUUCAGUCUUUCCACAACCUGGCUCCCUCUUUGUCAUUGUGGGCGAUAUUCUUAAUGUAUGGAGUAAUGGAGAAUACAAGAGUGUGGUUGUAAGGCCAGUGCCAGGGCGCAUGGAAGAGGCUUUUGCAGUUAUGGCACUUAUCCGCUCGCCAUCCACAGAUAUGAGCAUUAGCCCAAUAUUGGAGGCUCUGGAUUCUGAUAAGAAAAAGCCUGUGUAUAGCUCCAUUGAUUUGAAGGAAUACACCUCUCGGGUUCUUCGCCAAAGAUUUGUGUUUGAAGAUCCUCUUCAACGCUACAGAAUUGAUUGAGCUCAGGGUCAUCGUAGAUUGUAAUCUGCUGUCAUGGAUGGUAAAAAUUGUGCAUGCCGACAUGAUUUGAUUGCUUUUGUCUUUUAUCUGUCGCGACAGGCAUAAAAUCCAAGGCAUUGCACAAGAAAAUGUCUGCCAAUCAAUCAAUCACUGUAGAAAUUAUAUCACUUGUUUGUUUAUCCCUCCAACAAGUUGCAUCUCCACUUUCCGUAAAUGAAAAAUAAAAAUAAAAAACAUUUUUCAUCA